GAGGCGGAGGGCUGCCUUGAAGAAGUCAAGAAUGAAGUCGGGGAGCUGAGUUUUCUCUCCCCCCGACGCCCGAGAGCCCAGCCGAGCAGAGCGCACCCCGUCUCCUGCCCUCCCGUCCCCUCGCAGCGGGGUCCCGCCGGAGCCAUGGGGCCCGAGCCGCAGUGAGCACCACCAUGGAGCUGCUGGCGGCCUGGUGCCUCUGGGGGCUCCUGCUGGCCCUGCUGCCCCCCGGCGUCGUGGGCACCCAAGUGUGCACCGGCACGGACAUGAAGCUGCGGUUCCCUGCCAGCCCCGAGACCCACCUGGACAUGCUUCGCCACCUCUACCGUGGCUGUCAGGUGGUACAGGGCAACCUGGAGCUCACCUACCUGCCUGCUAGUGCCAGCCUCUCCUUCCUGCAGGACAUCCAAGAGGUGCAGGGCUACGUGCUCAUCGCUCACAGCCUGGUGAGCCGGGUGCCCCUGCAGCGUCUGAGGAUUGUGCGUGGCACCCAGCUUUUUGAGGAGAAAUAUGCUCUGGUUGUGCUGGACAAUGGAAAUCUGCAGGACACGGCCGCCGCUGGAGGACUUCGAGAACUGCAGCUCCGGAGCCUCACAGAGAUCCUGAAAGGAGGGGUCCUGAUUCAGCGAAACCCCCAGCUGUGCUAUCUGGACACGAUUUUGUGGGAAGACAUUUUCCACAAGAAGAAUGAGCUGGCUCAGAAGUUGAUCGACAGCAACCUCUCCCCCACAUGCAAAUCCUGUUCUCCAGCUUGUAAAACCUCCCGAUGCUGGGGAGAAAGUUCUGAGGACUGUCAGAUCUUGACACGCACGGUGUGCGCCAGUGGCUGUGCCCGCUGCAAAGGUCCACUGCCCACCGACUGUUGCCAUGAGCAGUGUGCUGCCGGCUGCACGGGCCCCAAACACUCUGACUGCCUGGCCUGCCUCAACUUCAACCACAGCAGCAUCUGUGAGCAGCUCUGCCCCACCCUGGUCACCUACAAUACGGACACCUUCGAGUCCAUGCCCAACCCUGAGGGUCGAUACACCUUUGGCGCCAGCUGUGUGACAUCCUGUCCCUAUAAUUACUUGUCUACGGAUGUGGGCUCCUGUACCCUGGUUUGCCCGAUGGACAGCCAGGAGGUGACAAUGGAAGAUGGAACCCAGCGCUGUGAGAAGUGCAGCAAGCCCUGUGCUCCAGUGUGUUAUGGCUUGGGCAUGGAUCACCUGCGGGAGGUGAGGGCUGUCACCAGUACCAACAUCCAGAUGUUUGCGGGCUGCAAGAAGAUCUUCGGGAGCCUGGCAUUUCUACCGGAGAGCUUUGAGGGAGACUCUGCCUCCAGCCUGAGCCCUCUCCUGCCUGAACAACUCCGAGUGUUUGAGAGCUUGGAGGAAAUCACAGGUUACCUGUACAUCUCUGCGUGGCCAGACACCCUGCCCGACCUUGGUGUUUUCCAGAAUCUUCGUGUCAUCCGAGGCCGAAUCCUCUAUGAUGGUGCCUACUCCCUCACUGUGCAAGGCCUGGGCAUCCGCUGGCUGGGGCUGCGCUCUCUGCGAGAGUUGGGCAGUGGGAUGGCCCUGGUUCACCGCAACCCUCAGCUGUGCUUCAUCCACACUGUGCCCUGGGACGAGCUCUUCCGGAACGCCCACCAAACCCUGCUGCACAGUGCCAACCGACCUGUGAGCGAAUGUGUGGGCCAAGGCCUGGGUUGCUACUCACUGUGUGCCCAAGGACACUGCUGGGGCCCCGGGUCCACCCAAUGUGUCAACUGCAGCCAAUUCCUCCGGGGCCAGGAAUGCGUGGAGGAGUGCCGAGUCCUGCAGGGAUCCCCCCGAGAGUACGUGAAGGGCAGGCGUUGCCUGUCAUGCCACGCUGAGUGCCAGCCGCAGAAUGGUUCUGUAACCUGCUUUGGAUCGGAGCCCGAUGAGUGUGUUGCCUGUGCCCAUUACAAGGACCCUCCCUUCUGCGUGGCUCGCUGCCCCAGCGGUGUGAAGGCUGACCUCUCCUUCAUGCCCAUCUGGAAGUUUCCAGAUGAGGAGGGCAUAUGUCAGCCAUGCCCCAUCAACUGCACCCACUCCUGCGUGGACCUGGAUGACAAGGGCUGCCCCACUGAGCAGAGAGCCAGCCCUGUGACUUCCAUCAUUGCCACCGUGGUGGGCGUUCUGCUCUUUCUGCUCGUGUGUCUGGUCUUGGUUAUCUUCAUCAAGCGCCGGAGGCAGAAGAUCCGCAAAUACACCAUGCGGAGGCUAUUGCAAGAAACUGAGCUGGUAGAGCCGCUGACGCCGAGCGGGGCUGUGCCCAACCAGGCUCAGAUGCGGAUCCUAAAAGAAACUGAAUUGAGGAAGGUGAAGGUGCUGGGAUCCGGAGCUUUUGGCACCGUCUACAAGGGCAUCUGGAUUCCAGAUGGAGAAAAUGUGAAAAUCCCAGUGGCCAUCAAAGUGUUGCGGGAAAACACCUCUCCCAAAGCCAACAAAGAAAUCCUGGAUGAGGCGUACGUGAUGGCCGGUGUGGGGUCCCCAUAUGUGUCCCGCCUGCUGGGCAUCUGCCUGACGUCCACGGUGCAGCUGGUCACACAGCUCAUGCCCUACGGCUGCCUCCUAGACCAUGUACGGGAACAUCGCGGUCGCCUGGGCUCCCAGGACCUGCUCAACUGGUGUGUGCAGAUCGCCAAGGGAAUGAGUUACCUGGAAGAUGUGCGGCUGGUGCACAGGGACCUGGCUGCCCGCAACGUGUUGGUCAAAAGUCCCAACCACGUCAAGAUCACAGAUUUCGGGUUGGCUCGGCUGCUGGACAUCGAUGAGACAGAGUACCACGCGGAUGGGGGCAAGGUUCCUAUCAAGUGGAUGGCCCUGGAGUCCAUUCUGCGCCGGCGCUUCACCCACCAGAGUGACGUGUGGAGCUACGGUGUGACUGUAUGGGAGCUAAUGACUUUUGGAGCCAAGCCUUAUGAUGGGAUCCCUGCGCGGGAGAUUCCAGAUCUGCUGGAGAAGGGGGAACGACUGCCUCAGCCCCCCAUCUGCACCAUUGAUGUCUACAUGAUCAUGGUUAAAUGUUGGAUGAUCGACUCGGAGUGUCGGCCGAGGUUCCGUGAGUUGGUGGCCGAAUUCUCACGCAUGGCCAGGGACCCCCAGCGCUUUGUAGUUAUCCAGAAUGAGGAGCUGGGCCCAGCCGGCCCCUUGGACAGCACCUUCUACCGAUCACUGCUGGAGGAUGAUGAUAUGGGGGAUCUGGUGGAUGCUGAGGAGUACCUGGUGCCCCAGCAGGGCUUCUUCUGCCCGGAUCCUGCUCCGGGCGCAGGAGGCACUGCUCACCACCGACACCGCAGUUCCUCUUCCAGGAGUGGCGGUGGUGAGCUGACACUGGGGCUGGAGCCCUCCGAGGAAGAGCCCCCCAGGUCUCCACUGGCCCCUUCAGAAGGGGCUGGCUCUGAUGUGUUUGAUGGUGACCUAGGAAUGGGGGUGGCCAAGGGGCAGCAAAGCCUUCCCACACAUGACCUCAGCCCUAUGCAGCGGUACAGCGAAGACCCCACAGCACCCCUGCCUGCCGAGACCGAUGGUUAUGUUGCCCCCCUUACCUGCAGCCCCCCACCCGAAUACGUGAACCAGCCAGAGGUUUGGCAGCAGCCCCCGUCUCCCGCAGCUGGACCUUUGUCUCCCACUCGACCUGCUGGGGCCACUCUGGAUAGGCUCAAGACUCUCUCCCCUGGAAAGAAUGGGGUUGUCAAAGACGUUUUUGCCUUUGGGGGUGCUGUGGAGAACCCUGAAUACUUGGCACCCCGGAGUGGGACUGCCUCUCAGCCUCACCCUCCUCCAGGCUUUAGCCCAGCCUUUGACAACCUAUACUACUGGGACCAGAAUUCAACAGAGCGGGGUUCUCCACCUGGCACCUUUGAGGGGACCCCUACGGCAGAGAACCCCGAGUACCUGGGCCUGGAUGUGACUGUGUGAGCCAAAGACUAAGUCUUCUGAGGUCCUGCUGUACCCUGGGAGCUGAUGUCUGGCUGGCUCCGAGAUAAGCCAGAGAGGAGGCCCUUCAAGCACCCAGGGGAUUCUGUGACCCAGAACACGCCUGUCCACUCAAAUUUCUGGGGGGCCAACAGGCGCCUAGACUGGCUGCAGAGGGAGCGAUACUGGUGGACCUUUCUGGCUCUGGAGUCCCUCCGCAGCACACCGUGGACAGGGUGGCACCCUCACAGGGCUCGAUGCUUUGAGCACCUGCCCAUUAUACUUAGGGGAGCUGGACCUAGGAAUAGAGGGAGAGGGUCUGAGGGAGUUGGGGAACAAGAUCCUUUCAGAGAAUGUCUGAGAGCAAGGUCUGCCCCCCAAGGGAGCAGCAGUGCCACACCCUCGGACAGUGUGCUGUUCUCUUCUGUUUUUAUUUCUAUGCUGUUUUUUAAAGAUGAAAACAAGGACAUGGGGA
This is a messenger RNA of Suncus etruscus (white-toothed pygmy shrew), 4398 nucleotides long. RefSeq names its product erb-b2 receptor tyrosine kinase 2 (gene ERBB2). Gene Ontology annotation, molecular function: transmembrane receptor protein tyrosine kinase activity; ATP binding. The transcript has 27 exons. Gene Ontology annotation, cellular component: signaling receptor complex; basal plasma membrane. Gene Ontology annotation, biological process: cell surface receptor protein tyrosine kinase signaling pathway; protein phosphorylation; positive regulation of MAPK cascade. Bases 174 to 3926 code for a protein of 1250 amino acids. Lineage: Eukaryota; Metazoa; Chordata; Mammalia; Eulipotyphla; Soricidae. The record is from RefSeq and is a predicted model, not a curated record.